AGAAACACGCUCGACUUCGGAAGACCGCUCCUCUUCAAACCUGCCAGGCAAGAAAGAUUUCCAAGGAAUCGCUCCAGCCCUGUGUGGGCCUCUGCGGGCCAACCCCAGCCCCCUGAAGAGAGCCAGGCGCCCGCCCGCCACCCUCAGCACCCUCGCCAGACGGACAGCGUCAGGGAGCCCUGGUCCAACCUCGGACAGAGCCUGGUGAGCUUGGCUUUGAGGAUGGAGUCAGACGAGACGCCCUCAACUCUUCCAGGACCCGCUGCUGCUCUGGGGAUGCCAGACGCUGGCCCUGACAGCACCUCCCUGGGGAAACUCCGAGGGCUCCCCAUCGGGCCCAGGGCCCAUUGCAGGGACCCUUGUAGCCCAGCUGCAGCAGGGGAUGGCUCCCCAGACACUGGCUCCGUGGGGGAGCUGAGCAGUGGCGCAAAGAUCCCCAACCGGGACAGUGGAAUCGACAGCCCAUCCUCCAGCGUGGCCGGGGAGAACUUCUCCUGCGAGGAGGGUGGUGAGGCCGGCUCAGGCCCCGGAGUGCUGGGGCUGAACCCUGAGAUAGCCCUGCACAGCCAGGUCCCACAGGACACCCCCCAGGAGGAGGCCAACAGUGACGUGGGUGAGGAGCCCAACCCUGAGAACUCUCCCCCGAGGGCUGACAAGGAUGCCAGCCUGGCCCAGCACUCUGACCCCCAGAAGCUGCUCCACAUUGCCCAGGAGCUCCUGCACACUGAGGAGACCUACGUGAAGCGGCUGCACCUGCUGGACCAGGUUUUCUGCACCAGGCUGACCGAAGCAGGGAUUCCUCCUGAAGUCACCACGGGCAUCUUCUCCAACAUCUCCUCCAUCCACCGUUUCCACGGGCAGUUCCUGCUGCCUGAGCUGCAGACUCGGAUCACGGAGGAGUGGGACAGGAACCCCCGGCUCGGGGACAUCCUGCAGAAGCUGGCCCCAUUCCUGAAGAUGUACGGCGAGUAUGUCAAGAACUUCGACCGGGCCGUGGGGCUGGUGAGCACUUGGACGCAGCGCUCCCCGCUGUUUAAAGACAUCAUCCACGGCAUCCAGAAGGAGGAGGUGUGCGGGAACCUGACGCUGCAGCACCACAUGCUGGAGCCUGUGCAGAGGGUCCCCCGGUACGAGCUGCUGCUGAAGGACUAUCUGAAGAGGCUCCCGGGGGAUGCCCCAGACCGGAAGGAUGCAGAGCGGUCGCUGGAGCUCAUCUCCACUGCCGCCAACCACUCCAAUGCAGCCAUUCGGAAGGUGGAGAAAAUGCACAAGCUCUUGGAGGUGUACGAGCAACUGGGUGGGGAGGAGGACAUUGUCAACCCGGCCAAUGAGCUGAUCAAGGAGGGCCACAUCCAGAAGCUGUCAGCCAAGAACGGCACCACCCAGGACCGCCACCUCUUCCUGUUCAACAGCAUGGUCCUUUACUGUGUGCCCAAACUGCGGCUCAUGGGCCAGAAGUUCAGUGUCCGGGAGAAGAUGGACAUCUCGGGCCUCCAGGUGCAGGAUAUCGGCAAGCCGAACACAGCACAUACAUUCAUCCUAACAGGAAGAAAAAGGUCGCUGGAGCUGCAGACUCGGACGGAAGAAGAGAAGAAAGCAUGGAUUCAGAUCAUCCAGGCCACCAUUGAGAAGCACAAGCAGAACAGCCAGACCUUCAGGGCCUUCGGCAACACCUUCAGCCAGGACGAGGACCCCAGCCCUCCUCCAGACAUGCCCGUGGGGAGCACCAGCUCCGGGGAGCCUGCGGUGACGGCUGAAGGCAGCGGGGCUGCGACAGGGCUCGAGCCCAGAAAACUGUCCUCUAAGACCAGACGUGACAAGGAGAAGCAGAGCUGUAAGAGCUGCGGCGAGACCUUCAACUCCAUCACCAAGAGGAGGCACCACUGCAAGCUGUGCGGGGCGGUCAUCUGUGGGAAGUGCUCCGAGUUCAAGGCUGAGAACUGCAGGCAGAGCCGUGUCUGCAGAGAGUGUUUCCUGACACAGCCGGUGGCCCCGGAGAGCCCCAGCCCUGAGGCUUUGGCCGAGCCCAAGCAGAGCACGGAGAAGCCACCCACUGCAGACAGCCGGCCCAGCCUGCUCUGCGGCCCCCUACGGCUGUUGGAAAGCAGCGAAGCCUGGAGUGAGGUGUGGGCUGCCAUCCCCGUGUCAGACCCCCACGUGCUGCACCUGCAGGGAGGUAGCCAGGACAGCCGGCUGCCUUGCGCCAUCCCUCUCGCCAGCUGCACGGUGAGCGUGCCUGGCCCCGAGGAGAGGCCGGACUCAGGGCACGUGUGGAAGUUGCAGCAGGCCCAGCAGUCCUGGUACCUGAGCGCCCCCUCUGCAGAGCUGCAGCAGCAGUGGCUGGAGGCCCUGAGCACUGCCACCCAAGGGGACAUGGCCCGGGACAGCCCGGAGGCUCCGCAGCCUCAGGCCCCUGCUGGCACAGCUGCUCUGUGAGCUGAGCCUCCCACUGCCUUCACCCCGCCAUGCUGGGCCUGUGUUCUCCUGGGAGGUGGCAUCGGAGGUCACAUGAAGGGUGCCUGGAACUGCUGAGAGUGGGCUGACAGCCCAGAGCUCAGGGCACUUGAUCCUGGAGGAUCCCCUCUCUUCAGAGGGGAGGAA
This is a messenger RNA of Propithecus coquereli (Coquerel's sifaka), 2601 nucleotides long. RefSeq names its product FYVE, RhoGEF and PH domain containing 3 (gene FGD3). Gene Ontology annotation, molecular function: metal ion binding; guanyl-nucleotide exchange factor activity. Bases 223 to 2436 code for a protein of 737 amino acids. Lineage: Eukaryota; Metazoa; Chordata; Mammalia; Primates; Indriidae. Gene Ontology annotation, cellular component: cytoplasm. The record is from RefSeq and is a predicted model, not a curated record. The transcript has 18 exons. Gene Ontology annotation, biological process: filopodium assembly; cytoskeleton organization.